AUGAAGCAAAAACUUACAAUUUCCGCACUAGGUACCGUGCGCAAAAAUAAGAGGCGAUCCAAACAUGAGUUGAUUCGGCGCGACAUAAGCCGCAAGCGUUCGCAUAUUUCAAUCACAUCUGAGCGGUGUAACCUGCGGGACCAGAAAGCUCAUCAAUCCAGUACGAAAUCUUACGAUUCAUCAGGGUGGCUAGAAUUAGCAUACCACGUCCAGAUGCCGACCCUAACUUGA
Messenger RNA from Plasmopara halstedii, 231 nucleotides. RefSeq lists its product as uncharacterized. The record is from RefSeq and is a predicted model, not a curated record. The transcript has 2 exons. Bases 1 to 231 code for a protein of 76 amino acids. NCBI's taxonomy places the organism in Eukaryota, Oomycota, Peronosporomycetes, Peronosporales, Peronosporaceae.